Messenger RNA from Cyprinus carpio (common carp), 618 nucleotides. RefSeq names its product ral GTPase-activating protein subunit alpha-2-like. Lineage: Eukaryota; Metazoa; Chordata; Actinopteri; Cypriniformes; Cyprinidae. Gene Ontology annotation, biological process: regulation of small GTPase mediated signal transduction; positive regulation of GTPase activity. Gene Ontology annotation, molecular function: GTPase activator activity. Bases 1 to 618 code for a protein of 205 amino acids. The record is from RefSeq and is a predicted model, not a curated record. Gene Ontology annotation, cellular component: nucleus; cytoplasm. The transcript is spliced from 5 exons.
AUGAGGAGCUGGCCCUGGCGACAGACUGAAGACCCCAGCAUCAGAGCAGAGAGGCAGAGAGAGCCCACGCACCACGAGCCAAAAUCUCCUUUUUACCUCUGCAGACUUCUCCUCAAUGACCUCGGCAUGAACUCAUGGGAUCGCAGAAAAAGCUUUCAUCUUCUAAAGAAGAACUCCAAGCUCUUGAGAGAGCUGAAGAAUUUGGACUCAAGGCAAUGUCGAGAGACGCACAAGAUUGCCGUGUUCUACAUUGGAGAAGGCCAGGAGGACAAAUGCUCCAUUCUGUCCAACACGGAGGGCAGUCAGGCUUAUGAGGACUUUGUCUCUGGGCUGGGAUGGGAGGUGAAUCUGGCCACUCACUGUGGGUUUAUGGGUGGUUUGCAGAGAAACGGCAGCACAGGUAGCACAGCACCAUAUUACGCUACAUCCAACAUGGAGGUCAUCUUCCAUGUGUCGACUCGCAUGCCUUCUGACUCAGAUGACUCCAUCACCAAAAAGCUUCGUCACUUGGGAAACGAUGAAGUGCAAAUUGUGUGGGUCGGAGCACCACUCGGGAUUACAGAAGAGGAAUCAUUCCCACCGACUUCGGAGAUGUCCUCAUCAUCAUCUACCCCAUGA